UUCUUUUAUUUACGUCAUUGUUAUGCGACUACUGGCUUUAAGCUAGCGAAAACGUUAGCUAAAUGGUCGAAAAUACCUUCUGUUGGUAAAUAAUAUAUUAUACACAUAACUUUAUUUGCCAUAUGAGCGGCGUUAUCCGUCUUUGUAGAAAGGUGUUGAUAGGUUUGCAUUUGGUAGAAAACUGUGACGUGCAGCUAGCUACCUUGCUAGGCUAUAGCUAACGUUAGCAAACUAGCAUUCAGUGAAACUUAAAAGGUUAAACGUUUCCUUAGUUUUUACCAAUUGGUGUUUCUGAUGUAUUCGGUCUCUAAUAAUUGCAUGUUAGUUAAAUACGUAUUAAAUAGUUGGUUUACGAGCACGUGCGCGACAAAGCUGCACUCCACCUUUGCAAGUCUAACCAAUCAAUCACUCAUUGGCUCUUAUUAUUGGACGUUGCAAAAAGAAAGUGUUUAUUAUUAGUCCUGUUACUGUUGCAGAAUGAGUUAGGCAAUGACCAGUGGUGGAAAAAGUAUCCAAUUGUCAUACGUGAGUAAAAGUUAACAGAAAAUGACAAGUAAAAGUGAAAGUCACCCAGUAAAAUACUACUAGAGUGAAAGUAUCAAAAGUAAAUGUAAUUACUAAAAUAUACUUUAAGUAUCAAAAGUGUGAAUAAUUUAAAAUUCCUUAUAUUAAGCAAACCAGGUGGCACAAUUUUCUUGUUUUCAAAAUUAAAUUAAGUGUUUUGUGAGUCUGCCAGAUCAGAGGCAGUAGGGAUGACCAGGGUUGUUCUCUUGUGAAUUUGACAAUUUUAUGUCUCGCUAAACAUUCAGAAUAUAAGAAGUACUUUUGGAUGUCAGGGAAAAUGUAUGAAGGAAAAUGUAUUUUAUUUUGGAAUGUAGUGAAGUUAAAGUAAAAGUUGUCAAAAAUGUAAAUAGUGAAGUACAUAUUCCCCCCAAAACUACUUAAGUAUUCCCCCCCCCUUGUAUCUUCUCAUAGUUGGGCUCUAGGCUGUGAGUGACACUGCCAGGGAGAGAUGAGGAUACGGCUGCAGGGCUUAGGCCAUGCCGCCGGCCUCCUCACCGAGCUCAAUCACUGCCGUCUCUCCCGCCUCUUCUGUGAUGUCAUCCUCCAGGUGGGGAGUCGCUCCUUCACAGUGCACCGUGCGGUGCUCGCCUGCGCUGGGACACACUUUCGUAGCCUGUUCUCAGGUAGGGGGAAACAGAUCGGAACCUCUGGAGCCGGAGCUAAGACAACAUACUCUCUGGACUUUGUGUCCCCGGCCAACUUUGAGAAGGUGCUGACGUUCAUCUACACCGGAGAGAUCUUCACAGACCUGAUAGAUGUAGGGGUGCUGUAUGAGCUGGCAGAGAGACUGGGGGUGAGAGAGCUGGUGAGAGCCUGUCACACUACCUUCCCUGACCUGCAGCAGCUGGGCUCAGGGUCUGCAGACUGUGUGGCGGAUGGAGACCUGGACUCUGACAUGGUUGCUGCUGCAGCUGGGUCAUCAAUGUGUUCGUCGUCUGCAGCAUCUUGUUCCUCUCUGUCGUCAUCUGCUGGUCCCUCGGCUGCUCCUACCCCGGCGUCAGCACCAUCACCUCUCCCUCUCCCCCAGGGCAGCAGGGUGGCCAGGCUGGGCCGGGGUGGUGGACACACAGCCACUCUGUCCCUGCCUCUCAAAGCAGAGGAUGAGCAGUCUCACCUGGGCUAUGGACAGAUGGCCGAAGACAAACAGAUACAGCUGGCUGGAGAUCAGCAGAGUUCAGUAGGUAGUCUCUCCACUGUAGCUGUUGGGGCCACCCCAGGACUUCUCCUUCCCUUGCAGCUGAAGACUGAGGAGGGCGUGGAGGUGGUGAUGGGAGACAUGGUUGGUAAUAGUGUGGAGGAACAGAUGGUAGCUAGUGGGAGUAGAGCUGGUUCUCCAACUCCAUGUGUGUCUGACGCCUGCUCCUUCCCUGACUCGUCAGCCCAGCUAGGAAGGGUGGUCUGUGGGGUAGAGGCUCCCUGCGCCCCCUCCUCCUUUAGAGACCCCCUGGACAGUCUGCAGUUGGGGGGGGUGGGUGGGCUUAGCUCUGGCCACACAGGGGUCAUCUUCGAAGGGGGGGAGAAUGAAGAGGAAAAGAGAGAGCAGCUGCAGGGAGACGAAGAAGUCACUGACGGAGGAGAAGACCAGUGGAGACCCCUGGCUGAAGAUGUCAUUGAGCUGAGCGAUGACGAGAAUUACAUGGAGGAGGAAGAAGAUGAGGACUUUGUGUGUGUGGAGAAUGGAGCAGUGGUUGGCAGAGAGGGAGUGGACCCUGGCCAGUUGUCGGGUAUGGUGGCGUGUAAAGCCUGUGGGAUGGAACUGUUAACAGAGUCUGCUGCACUGGGGGCCCACGCGGAGACCCACCUCACUGAGACAGGGACCUGCAGGGUGUGUGGGGCAUCUUUCCCCGGGGACCGCGGGGCUAGCAUCACCCACGCCCUGUCCCAUGUGGUGUUCUCCUGUGACAUGUGUCAUCUCCAGUUCUGCAGCCAGGCCAAGCUGGUACGCCACAGACGCCAGGCGGCUGCUCGGUACACCCUCCCCAGUCAGCUCCACACCGCCACCCAGGGGCACAAUGGGGAGCUGCAGUGUGCCGUCUGUAACAAAACCCUCACCAAGGAUUUCCAGGUCAUCAGGGAUCACCUGCUGAGUCACGUGUCUAUCCAGUCACUGAGCUGUGGUGUGUGCCUGUUACCCCAGCCCUCCCUGUGUGCCCUGCUGUGGCACGCCCUCACCCACCUCUCCCUGCCAGUCUACUCCUGCCCCCUCUGUGCCUGCGGCUUCCUGGAUCGCCCUCUGCUGGACAGACACAUGGCCCUGCAUGCCGAGGAGGCAGAAACUGACAGAGAGGCCAUGAGGGCUCAUAAAGCAGCCGGGGCAGAGGGAGAGGAGGAGCUUCGUUGCUUCUUAUGCCCACAGACCUUCCGCUCUGGCACAGCCUUCCAGUACCACCUGAGUUUUCACACCAAUGAGACCCAGCCCCAGGGACAGGGCAGUCAGGGGUGGACAGGGAAACGUAAGGCUGACCAGCUGGAGUACUCCUGCUCCUCCUCCUCACCCCUGGAGGCUGGCAGCCUGGGGAAGCUUGGCAACAUGGGCUUAGACCUGGGGAUGGGCUCCUUCCGCCUCUCAGACAAGCUGCUUCAGGGGGCCUUGGCAUCUGGCUUCUCCGCAGGCCUCCUGUCCAAUGGGAACUCCUCUAGCAUGGGUGGGUUGGGCAUGGGCGCCGCUACUCCCCGGGGGAAAUGGUACCGCUGUCGCUUCUGCGGCAAACGCUUCGCCCACUCUGGCGAGUUCACCUACCACCUGCGCAUUCACACUGGGGAGAAGCCGUACCAGUGCAAGGUGUGCCUGAGGUUCUUCCGAGGCCGCUCCACCAUGAUCUGCCACCUGAAGACCCACGACGGGGCGCUCAUGUACCGCUGCACUGUCUGCGGCCUGUAUUUCUCCACGCUCAAGCUGGUGUCCUCCCACAUGGAGAUCCACAAGGACCACCUGCCUCCAGACUUCAACAUAGAGCAGACCUUCAUGUACAAUGACCACUCCAAAGAACCCCUCCCCGCCCUGGACACCUGAUCAGCUACUCCUCUGGUGUCCUUCUACCUUCAUCUCGCUUUCACUUUUAUUUCCAACGUCUUUUUUUGUCUUUGAGCUGGUCUGUCAUGCUCCUCCUCUUCUCUCUCUCUUUCUCUCUGCUUGUGAGCCUUAUCUAUAGACUUGUAGAAUGCAUUUAACUUGUUUUAUGUCUGUGUUUGAGAUGGUGUUUUGGAUGGAAGAGACCUGUUUUGUAGCAUAGCGUAAAGGACAUCUUCCUUGGAAGUAGUUUAGCCACUUGAUGGCAGUAUAUGCACUGUUGUCUAUGGAAGGACUUAUUACCGUUUACUGUUUGCAAGCUGUCUUCAAGUCAGUUGGAUUUUCCUAAAUUGCAGUCAAACAUUUUCCUAAGUGUACUAUUACUCUGCUUUACAAAAAGUGGUGUUUUUCUGUCAGUUAAGCACCAUGUAUUCAUUUAUAUAUGAAACACAUGAUGGACCGUCUGUGUCUGUCUGAGUGAAACACCAUAUUUACCACUGUGCACCAAGCGUUAAAGGCCCAGUGCAGUCAAAAACGUCAUUUCCCUGUGUUUUAUAUAUAUUUCCACAUCAUGUGGUUGGAAUAAUACUGUGAAAUUGGGACAAUUAUGGUUGUGAAAAGACGACCUGAAAUUCCAGCCUGUUUUAGUGGGAUGGAGUUUUUGCCUGCCUGGUGACAUCACCAGACGGUAAAUUACUUAAUAGACCAAUAAGAAAAAGUUCCAAACCUCUCUGCCAAUUACUGCUAAUUUUCAGUGUUCCCCUCAGACAGUCCUAGCAAAGUUAUUGCUUGCGAAAUUGUUCUUUGCUAAGAAGCUAUUUUAGUUUAUUUUUACCAUUUUAAUUGAAAAGAAUCACAGUAAGUUACUUCAUUGUUACCCAGAAAUGAUUUGAUAUUGAGAUAAAAAAAAGUCUGCAUUGGACCAGUAAGUGUACCUGACCAGUCAUACUGUACUUUGCAACCAAUGAAUGUGGCCUUAAUGUAUCAGUUCCCUUGGAAACCAUUUAGGUAUGUUUUCCUCCAAGCAUUUUACUUCUUUAGUGAUAGACUAUUUAUAAUGCAAACAUGAUACUGUGGUUCAUGUAGACUGUAUGUAUUAGUGAUCAGAUGAUAUGAACUAAACAAACAUGAUACUGUGGUUCAUGUAGACUGUAUGUAUUAGUGAUCAGAUGAUAUGAACAAAACAAACAUGAUACUGUGGUUCAUGUAGACUGUAUGUAUUAGUGAUCAGAUGAUAUGAACAAAACAAACAUGAUACUGUGGUUCAUGUAGACUGUAUGUAUUAGUGAUCAGAUGAUAUGAACAAAACAAACAUGAUACUGUGGUUCAUGUAGACUGUAUGUAUUAGUGAUCAGAUGAUAUGAACAAAACAAACAUGAUACUGUGGUUCAUGUAGACUGUAUGUAUUAGUGAUCAGAUGAUAUGAACAAAACAAACAUGAUACUGUGGUUCAUGUAGACUGUAUGUAUUAGUGAUCAGAUGAUAUGAACAAAACAAACAUGAUACUGUGGUUCAUGUAGACUGUAUGUAUUAGUGAUCAGAUGAUAUGAACAAAACAAACAUGAUACUGUGGUUCAUGUAGACUGUAUGUAUUAGUGAUCAGAUUAUAUGAACUAAACAAACGAUGGCUUCCAGCAUUUCAAAAGCACCACAUUAUGCUCUGUAGACUUGCAUACUUUGGAUUUGAUUUUUAAACGUAACUCGUGUUUGUGUUCUAUUUGGUGUCUUACCUCAUUAUGAAACGUUUUAUUCGAUUAAUGCUGUUUUUUAAUUGUAAUUUGUAUGUACUUUUUUAGUGCAAACUAUGAACGUUUUCCAUUAUCUAUACUGAACAAAAAUAUAAAUGCAACAUGUAAAGUGUUGGUCCCAUGAAAUAAAAGUUCCCAGAAAUGUUCCAUA
Molecule: messenger RNA, 5473 nt
Organism: Oncorhynchus nerka (sockeye salmon)
Lineage: Eukaryota; Metazoa; Chordata; Actinopteri; Salmoniformes; Salmonidae
Product: zinc finger and BTB domain-containing protein 39-like
Exons: 2
Coding region: 1013-3577 (854 amino acids)
Biological process (GO): regulation of transcription by RNA polymerase II
Cellular component (GO): nucleus
Molecular function (GO): DNA-binding transcription factor activity, RNA polymerase II-specific; protein binding
Source: RefSeq, a predicted model, not a curated record